AUGAUCUGGUUUCUACAUUUCGUCGCUUUGCUGUUGCUCAGCUUCCAUGUCACUGCACUCCCCUCUGGGGUUAAGCAUGAGCUUGAACAGCGGGACGUUGCCCAGGAGAAUGAGCAGCCAAGUGUGAUCGUCUAUGUGAACGAGAUGGGGCAGACCCUGAGCGUCGAAACCCUCAUCCCUACUGCCACAGCCCCGGUCAAUGCUCCCACGGAUGCUUCGUUCGCCGAGACAAACGUGCUUUCGCCCGCUGCCCCCGCCAGACCCCAAGCUCAAGAGCGGUUUGGUGUGACCUAUUCCCCAUUCAACGACGAUAGCUCCUGCAAAACCCAGGCCCAGGUCAAUCACGACAUGGACAAAAUUGCUGGUUCUUACAGCUUCGUGCGUAUAUAUGGUGAGCCAUGCGACCAGACUCGAAAGGUCGUCCAGGCCGCCCGAGAGCGUCAUAUCCGCGUCUUCGCCGGCGUCUUUGACCUCCAAAACUUCCCAGCCAAUCUCGACGAGAUCAUCCGAGUUGCCGGCCGCGACUGGUCCAUCUUCCACACCAUCAGCAUCGGCAACGAGCUCGUCAAUAAGGGACAGGCCUCCGUCCCCCAAGUAGUCAAUGCCGUCAAUACCGCGCGUCAGAAGCUCCGCAGCGCCGGCUACCAAGGCCCCGUGGUGACCGUCGAUACCUUCUCCGUGCUCCUCAAGCACCCGGAACUCUGCCAGGCCUCUGACUAUUGCGCCGCCAACUGCCAUGCCUUCUUCGACGCCAACAUGACCCCCGACCGCGCGGGCGCGUAUGCCCUGGAUCAGUCCCGUAGGAUCUCAGCGGCCGCUGGGGGCAAGCGCACCGUCAUCACGGAGUCUGGGUGGCCGCACCACGGCCAUCCGAACGGACGGGCAGUCCCCACGCGCGAGAACCAGGCCACGGCCAUCAUGACCCUGUCCCAGAGUUUCAAUAGACAAUGGGACGAUCUCAUCUUCCAUUCUGCCUUCGAUGAUUUCUGGAAGCAAGAUACUCCGGAUUCCUUUGGAACUGAGAAAUACUGGGGCCUUGAAAUGCGUUAG
Messenger RNA from Aspergillus affinis, 1050 nucleotides. RefSeq names its product putative cell wall glucanase (Scw4) (gene scw4). The coding region runs from base 1 to 1050 and encodes 349 amino acids. The record is from RefSeq and is a predicted model, not a curated record. The transcript has 3 exons. Gene Ontology annotation, cellular component: fungal-type cell wall; extracellular region; cell surface. Gene Ontology annotation, biological process: cell wall organization. Gene Ontology annotation, molecular function: glucan endo-1,3-beta-D-glucosidase activity; 1,3-beta-glucanosyltransferase activity. Lineage: Eukaryota; Fungi; Ascomycota; Eurotiomycetes; Eurotiales; Aspergillaceae.